Elaeis guineensis (African oil palm) is the source of this 1835-nucleotide messenger RNA. RefSeq lists its product as uncharacterized. The record is from RefSeq and is a predicted model, not a curated record. Lineage: Eukaryota; Viridiplantae; Streptophyta; Magnoliopsida; Arecales; Arecaceae.
AAUGAAAGGAAACUAUGUUAGAAAGGGGUCCAUACCAUUCCAUAUUCCGUUUCCGUAUAAAGCAAAUGUGCUGACUUUUGUACAAUUACAAAGUCGGCAAUAAUGCCGACUUUAUGAGAAUAGGAAGUCAGUACAGAGUAAUCUGCUGAACUUUUGCCGGCCUUAUUUAGAACCUGCCGUUUUUAGAGAUGCUCCCAUUUCCUUUUUGGUACAUUCAAGUUAGUUGACUUGUUGUGUUAAAGGGGUAGAGGUGUAGAAGUAAGAGGAGGGUACUGACGCUAAAAUCAAGAGCUCAUUUAUCGAAAUCCAUAAAUUUCUGAAUAAUUUAUUUAAUUGGAGAGGCCACAACCAUCCAUCUAGUCAAUAGGAAAAGUCUAUAAAAGAAAGGUCAGCAAGAAAACCGGGACUAAACAUCAACACUGUUCAUCUGCUGCCCCUAAUUAGCAUCCUAGCCAUGGAUAUCUUAUCAAAGGUUCCUGAUUUGCUUUGAUCCAGUGCCACACAAAUCCUAGUUACGUCUCCUUAUCUUCUUAGUGAUCCUUUUUUGUUUUAACGGUAACAAGAAUGUCGCUGCGUGAAGUCGUUAGUCUUGAGGGAUGGCAAGCUCCCUCGUGUCGCUCCAGUUCCCUCUCCUCCCUCCUCCUCCCAUCCGACCAGGCUUUUCUUGAUCCUUGGCACCCCAAAUCCCAUCAAAACCCUAUCUAGUGUUUUGGAAGAUAGGAGGAGGAGAUCCUUGAGAUCCUCCUCUCUGGCUUCGGUCAUUUGUUUUCUUUGCUCUGAUCUUGGAGUCCCCUCUUCGAGGAAAACCCAUGAAAAAAUAGCUAGCGUUCCGGUGAGCUGUGCUGCGAUGGAGUCACAGGUCCCCAGAGCUCCUCCUCCUCAAAUUUGUACGGCCGCUGAUGUGGUGAGGGAGUACUAUCAUGGGUUCAAUCGCUGGGACCUUGCAUCGAUGGAGGCUUUGAUUGGAGAGGACUGUGUCUAUGAGGAUUUGCUCUUUUCCCAGCCUUUCAUUGGAUGCAAGGCUAUUCUUGAGUUCUUCAAUAAGUUAGCAGAAUCUACCAGCAGUGACCUUCAGUUUGUUAUUGAUGACAUAUCUAAUGAAGAUAUAUCAGCUGUUGGAGUUACAUGGCACUUGGAGUGGCAUGGCACGCCUUUCCCAUUCAACAAAGGGUGCAGUUUCUAUUGUACAGAGGUAUUGGAUGGCAAAAGACAAAUAAUCUAUAUGGACGAGACUGCAUGGAACAUGCUAUAAAGCUUGGAGAGAUGACACUGCUGUUAUGGAUAAUUGCUAUGUUAUGAUUGUGAGGUUAACCCAGCUAACCUGGAAGGAAGCUAAAUAAAAUAAUCAUUCGCAUCCCUGUCUGGCUGUAAGACUUCCUAGGCAUCUCCAAAUACCAUUGAUCUAGUAGUCUUCAUCAAUAUCAGUGUUUCGAUUUCUGAUAGCAUGGGAAUGCAGGGGCUUCUAAAGGGAGCUACUUGGAUACUGCAACAAUUUCCACAGCUUUCUGAUCAACUGUGACAGAAGCUUCUAAUCAGUUGUGAUGGAAGUGUCCUCUGCUUGAUUUCUAUAAUAUUUGUAACGCAUCAUUGACUUGGACUGUAAUUUUAUAGCUAAUUUUUGUCUAAUGGAAUUUCAAUCUUAGUGUUAUCAUGAUUGCAAUUGCACAAUGGGACUAUUAAAACCUUGGGAUCCUGUUUGUAAUCGUUCAAACUACGCCCAACUGAAUGGAUGGUAGCUGCUAAAUCCUAGGAGCAUCAUUGUCUUGUAAAGUGAUGAAACUCCAAAUUCAUGUUCAAUAAGUGUGAUGACAAUCUGGUUUGCUUAUUGUUUAGAA